Messenger RNA from Cornus florida, 1791 nucleotides. Its product is annotated as ammonium transporter 1 member 1-like. NCBI's taxonomy places the organism in Eukaryota, Viridiplantae, Streptophyta, Magnoliopsida, Cornales, Cornaceae. Bases 123 to 1646 code for a protein of 507 amino acids. The transcript has a single exon. The record is from RefSeq and is a predicted model, not a curated record. Gene Ontology annotation, molecular function: ammonium channel activity. Gene Ontology annotation, cellular component: membrane. Gene Ontology annotation, biological process: ammonium homeostasis; ammonium transmembrane transport.
ACAAACCCUCCCAGCAAGAAGAAAGAAUUGUCAACCUCUCUCUAUAAAUUAGGAUCCACCACGACUUCAACUUUCCAAUAACGCUCACUCUCUCCCUAACUUUCUCUCUCUAGGACCCAACAAUGGGGUCCCUCAACUGCUCGGCCGCCCAACUGGCCCAAUUCUUUGGCCCCAACACCACCAACGCAGCGGCCGCCGCAGCCUACAUCUGCAACCAAUUCACCAACGUUUCUGACAACUUCAGCGCCGUCUCCGACAGGUUCACCGACACCAACUUCGCCGUCGACACCACCUACCUCCUCUUCUCUGCCUACCUCGUCUUCUCCAUGCAGCUCGGCUUCGCUAUGCUCUGCGCUGGCUCUGUCCGUGCCAAAAACACCAUGAACAUCAUGCUCACCAACGUUCUCGACGCCGCCACCGGUGGCCUCUUCUACUACCUUUUUGGCUUUGCCUUCGCCUUCGGCACCGGUUCCUCCUCCAACGCCUUCAUCGGCCACCACUUCUUCGGCCUCAAAAAUGUUCCGACCUCUGCCUUCGAUUACAGCAACUUCCUCUACCAAUGGGCGUUCGCCAUCGCCGCCGCCGGAAUAACCAGUGGCUCCAUCGCCGAACGAACCCAGUUCGUCGCCUAUUUGAUCUAUUCAUCUUUCUUGACGGGGUUCGUCUACCCGGUCGUGUCACAUUGGUUCUGGUCCGGCGAUGGGUGGGCCGGAGCUGCGAGGACCUCCGGCGAUCUAUUGUUCGGAUCCGGCGUCAUCGAUUUUGCCGGAUCCGGGGUUGUCCACAUGGUGGGUGGUAUUGCGGGUUUGUGGGGUGCUCUCAUUGAAGGACCGAGAAUCGGCCGGUUCGACCACUCGGGCCGAUCCGUAGCGCUCCGAGGACACAGUGCAUCUCUGGUAGUUCUCGGCACAUUCUUGCUUUGGUUUGGUUGGUACGGGUUCAACCCGGGUUCGUUUAACAAGAUUGCGGUCACGUAUGCUGGUGGCGGGAGCUAUUACGGCCAGUGGAGCGCCGUCGGAAGGACCGCCGUGACAACGACUCUGGCGGGUUGCACGGCAGCGCUGACGACCCUUUUCGGGAAACGUUGGUUGUCGGGUCACUGGAAUGUUACAGAUGUGUGUAAUGGGCUUCUGGGUGGGUUCGCUGCCAUCACUGCAGGGUGCUCGGUGGUGGAGCCUUGGGCCGCAAUCAUAUGCGGGUUCGUGGCAGCGUUGGUGCUGAUCGGCUGCAACAAGCUGGCGGAGAUGAUGAAAUUCGACGACCCAUUAGAGGCUGCGCAACUCCACGGCGGUUGCGGAGCGUGGGGUAUUAUUUUCACGGCGCUGUUCGCGACGAAGAAGUACGUCCAUGAAGUGUACGGGGGGACGGAUCGGCCUUAUGGUUUGUUCAUGGGUGGUGGUGGAAAGCUAUUGGCAGCUCAUAUAAUCCAGAUUCUGGUGAUUAUCGGGUGGGUCAGUGUCACAAUGGGUACAUUGUUCUAUGUUCUUCACAAGCUCAAGCUUCUUCGGAUCUCGGCGGAUGACGAAAUGUCGGGUAUGGAUCUGACCCGACAUGGUGGGUUUGCUUAUGUGUAUGAAGAAGAUGAUUCACUUAAACAAGGUGGUGGAUUCGCAAUGAAGAAGAUAGGACCUGCUGGUUCAAAUUGAAACAAUUAAUUUUUAUUUUUUUGGUUUUGGUUGGUUAUUAUUAUUAGUUGUGAAGAUUGAAAAUUAAGUGUGUGAUAUAAUUUUAGGGUUUAUCUUAUGGUUGGAAUGGAGAUAAUGAAAACAUGGACCGUAUUUAUUUGUUGUC